Messenger RNA from Amphiprion ocellaris (clown anemonefish), 3632 nucleotides. It is a transcript of the gene pkn3, whose product is annotated as protein kinase N3. Gene Ontology annotation, biological process: protein phosphorylation; signal transduction. Gene Ontology annotation, molecular function: small GTPase binding; ATP binding; protein serine/threonine kinase activity. Bases 234 to 3023 code for a protein of 929 amino acids. The record is from RefSeq and is a predicted model, not a curated record. NCBI's taxonomy places the organism in Eukaryota, Metazoa, Chordata, Actinopteri, Pomacentridae. The transcript has 22 exons.
CUCAAUUCAAACUUUCGGUCAGAUUUGUUUCCAUGAUGAACCGGGAGGAACUGUCCGCGGAGACUGUGAACAGCUUUAGCAGACGUUGAACCUGGCAGGCGGCUGUCAGUGAAGUCCAGCUAGCUGUGUCACUCCUCCUGGACCUGCUUUCACCUCCUGUGUGGCCGGAGAGGACCGUUUGGCAGCGGAGCGGCCGUUGACGCUGUGUGAAUGUCCAACCGCUGAGAGCCACCAUGUCAGGUCUAACAGUACAGAGCGGGAACCUGCAGGAUCUGGAUGAGUGGGAUAUUCUCGACCCCGAGUUUCAGCAGCGUUUGGAAGAUGCUCGUACAUUGCUCAGGCAGGAGAUCCAAAGGGAGCUGAAGAUCAAGGAGGCAGCUGAGAGGCUGCGACGGGCCGUCACCAGUCGCAAGAGUGCGGCUGAUGUGGAGGGCCAACUCAAGGCAUCAAGCCGCAAGCUGGAGAAGUUGCUCUGGCAACUGCAGGAACUGAACGCAAGAGCUAUGUCCACAGAGAAAGACAGCACCACAGGUGGCAUGGAUAAAGUAGACAGCCACUCAGCAGAGUCAUGCCAGUGGGAGGAGGUCACAUCACCACUGGCCAGUCGAGUCAGAACCCUGAAGAAACAACUUACCAUGGAGAGCAAAGUCAAACAAGGCGCUGACAACAUGAUCCAGACUUACACCAACAGCUCAGUCAAGGACAGGAAGAUGCUCUCUUUGGCCCAGCAGAUGUUGCAGGACAGCCGCACUAAGAUGGAGCUGCUGCGUAUGCAGAUUAUCAAAGUCAGCCAAGCCAGAGAUGAGGAGCGGGAUGGCACACGUGGUCACCCUGAGGAGAUGGUCAGUCCUCUGGAACAGCACGUGGCUGAACUCAUGCACCACAUGAAGAUUGAAUUGGCUGUAGCAGAAGGUGCCAAAAAUGUGGUGAAACAGCUUAGUGGACGUAAAAACCAGGACCGCCGUAUACUUGGAGAGGCCCAGUCACGAAUGCAAGACUCAUCUCAGAAGGUGGAUUUGUUGCGACUGUCCUUAGAAAGACAUUUAAGAGAGCUGCCUCAGGACCAUCCCACACACACUGCAAUUAAGGAGGUAUUAGUUAUGGGAACCUCACCUUCCUAUGGUACUCCACAGAAACAGUCCAGUGCUCCAUCAUCUUCAUCCUUCUUCAAACCAGCCAGUUUAACAGGUCGAUUAGAGGUAUGUUUAAUGGGUUGCCAAGACUUGUUGGAGUCGGUACCUGGCCGUGGUAGUAUGACCAGUGUCUCCACAACACCUGGGAGCCUCUCAGAUGGAAAGUCUCUGAAGGUGAGAGCUGGCCUAUCAGGACGCAGUGCCAGUGGCAAGUCAACCAAGGCUGAUGACCUGUCCUCGGAUAUAAGUGCUGUGCUGAAAGUAGACAACAGGAUUGUGGGUCGCACACACUGGAGACAGCUGGGCAAAGAGGCCUGGGGCCAGAGCUUCAACAUUGAAUUGGAACGGUCUAGGGAGCUGGAAAUUGCUGUGUACUGGAGAGACUGGCGAGCUUUAAGUGGGGUAAAGUUCCUGCGGUUGGAGGACUUCCUGGAUAAUCAGCGACAUGGCAUGUGCCUCCAGCUGGAGCCUCAGGGCAUCCUCUUCAUUGAGGUGCAAUUUAUUAAUCCUGUCAUUGAACGCCGCUCCAAACUUCAGAGGCAGCAGAGAAUAUUUCCUAAAGAAAAAGGGAGGAACUUCCUUCGUGCUGCUCAGAUGAACAUGAAUUUUGCGACUUGGGGUCGUUUGAUGAUGAGUAUCCUGCCUCCUUGCAGCUCCCUGGAGCCUAUGAGCCCUCCAUUAGCAGGCUCUAAUAGUGGCCCCACAUCUUCUAGUACUUCUCCAGCACAAGAACCUCCUGUGGCGAGUCUGAAUUUUGAUGAAGAUCCACCAAGCAGCUCUCCACAUUUCCCAAGAAAGAACAACAAAGAAUCUCCACUGUCUCCUGGUAAGAACAAGAGCCCAAAGCCCAAGAGAAAACCCUCUAUCCACCCCCCACAGAGGGAUGAUGGACUCCAGAUGGAAGACUUCAAGUGCAUUUCAGUCCUAGGAAGAGGUCACUUUGGAAAGGUGCUGCUAGCAGAGUAUAAGAAGUCCGGCAAAUUGUACGCCAUCAAGGCCCUGAAGAAAGGUGACAUUGUGACACGAGAUGAAGUUGACAGCCUAAUGUGUGAAAAGAAGAUCUUUGAAGUGAUUAACGGCACGCGGCAUCCCUUCCUGGUGAACCUGUACGGCUGCUUCCAGACUGCAGACCAUGUGUGCUUUGUGAUGGCCUACUCACCUGGAGGAGACCUGAUGACACACAUUCACACCAGCAUCUUCACUGAGAAACAGACCCAGUUUUAUUCCUCCUGUGUGCUGCUGGGCCUGGAGUUUCUCCACCAAAACAAAAUAGUUUACAGGGAUCUGAAGCUGGAUAAUCUGUUAAUGGAUGCAGAUGGCUUUGUCAGGAUAGCAGAUUUUGGCUUGUGCAAAGAAGGAAUGGGCCAUGGGGAUCGCACCUCAACAUUCUGUGGCACACCAGAGUUCCUGGCUCCAGAGGUUCUGAUAGACAACAACUACACUCGCAGUGUGGACUGGUGGGGUCUGGGGGUCCUCAUCUAUGAGAUGCUGGUGGGGGAGUCUCCUUUCCCAGGUGAUGAUGAGGAAGAAGUGUUUGACAGCAUUGUCAAUGAUGACGUGCGCUACCCUCGCUUCCUUUCUCCCGAGUCUGUGUCCCUCAUUCAAAAGUUGCUGCAGAAAAAUCCUGAGAUGAGACUUGGAGCAGGAGAGGAGGAUGCCUUAGAGAUCAAGAGACACAAAUUCUUUCAGGGAAUAGACUGGGAUGCUCUCCUGGCCAAGAAGCUGAAGCCUCCCUUCCUGCCAGUCAUUAGAGCACCACAGGAUGUCAGUAACUUCGACAAGGAGUUCACUCGCCUGAAGCCAGUCCUCACUCUCCCCCGAACACCGUGCAUUCUCACUGCCGAGCAACAGGAAAUCUUUGCUGACUUUGACUUCUCCUUCAUGAGUUGACCAGAGGGAGUCAUGCACUGUCCUUAACAGGCAGCUCUUCUGAUUCAACAGAAGCUGAGAAACUACAGUCCUGCCUUUUCCAUUUUCAUAUCAUCGCUGUGGCCUGUUUACUGCAACACACUACUGUUCUCCUCAGGGAAAACAGCCUGGUUGAGGCUGAUUUCACCAUAGAGUUUACUUUUUAAUUUUUUUUACUUCUGCCAAAUUGAUUUUGUAUUGUUGUAUGCUGUUUGUCACCAAGCAGGACUGAAAGGCUAAACAUCUACUCAGAGCCAUAAUCUGGUCUUGCUUGCACGACCCUCUCAAGCCAAAGGACUCCCCUGUAAAUAAUUGUGAUCUUAAUGAAGAAAAUAUAACUGAAGGCUAGAAGCAAUGAAUGUAUCUUUACAUGUAGUCAUUUUAUGUGUAUACGUUGUUAACCUGUUAUGUUGUUGGAAAGUAAAAUGCUGAAAAAAGUCAUUUUUAAAAUUCUGCCAUAGAUAUUUCCCAGUUAUUUGGAUAUUGUAAAUAAUGCUAUCAUGACGAUUAUGAUUGUAUAGAAUAAAAUUCCGUGUGAAAAGUAUAAACCUACAUGAAGGUACCUUUUAAUGAAUAAAUGUAUAAAUGCUG